Messenger RNA from Lemur catta (Ring-tailed lemur), 6630 nucleotides. It is a transcript of the gene RSF1, whose product is annotated as remodeling and spacing factor 1. Gene Ontology annotation, cellular component: RSF complex. The record is from RefSeq and is a predicted model, not a curated record. Gene Ontology annotation, biological process: regulation of DNA-templated transcription. Bases 319 to 4638 code for a protein of 1439 amino acids. The transcript has 16 exons. Lineage: Eukaryota; Metazoa; Chordata; Mammalia; Primates; Lemuridae.
UUGUUUUCAUUCCCCCUGUCACACGAGGCAGUGGCAAACCCAAAGUGGGAGGGGAGAAAUAGAGGGAGGGAAGGGGGCGGAAAGAGGGCUGAAAGUGAAAGGCACAGCGGGCCUCUCUGUCUCCCGUCUGACUCGGUUCUCGACUGCUCCGGGCCGCCGAUGUAUUGUGGGAUCGCGGCGCCGUCCCUGAGACACUCGGAUCCGCAGGGGAGCCCGCUAGAGAGCGCCUCCUGUCGUCCGUAAGGCUGCCCUGCCAUUCCUCGGCACCCCAACUCCCCCCACACCCCCAUCGCCUCCUCUUCCAUCCUCCAGUUCAAAAUGGCGACGGCGGCGGCAGCGGCGGCGGCGAUGGCUCCUCCGGGCUACCCGGGUUCGUGCCCCAACUUCGCAGUAGUCUGCUCCUUCUUGGAGCGCUACGGGCCGCUGCUAGAUCUGCCUGAGUUGCCGUUCCCCGAGCUGGAGCGGGUGCUGCAGGCGCCGCCGCCAGACGUCGGCAACGGAGAAGUACCAAAAGAAUUGGUGGAGCUCCAUUUGAAGUUGAUGAGGAAGAUUGGUAAAUCUGUUACAGCAGACAGAUGGGAAAAAUAUUUGAUCAAGAUAUGCCAAGAGUUUAACAGUACCUGGGCAUGGGAAAUGGAGAAGAAGGGCUAUCUUGAAAUGAGUAUUGAAUGCAAACUAGCACUCUUAAAGUACCUCUGUGAGUGUCAGUUUGAUGACAAUCUCAAAUUCAAGAAUAUUAUUAAUGAGGAGGAUGCUGAUACUAUGCGUCUCCAGCCAAUUGGGCGAGACAAAGAUGGCCUCAUGUAUUGGUACCAACUGGAUCAAGAUCACAAUGUCAGAAUGUACAUAGAAGAACAAGAUGAUCAGGAUGGCUCUUCAUGGAAAUGCAUUGUCAGAAAUCGAAACGAGUUGGCUGAGACUCUUGCACUCCUGAAAGCACAGAUUGAUCCUGUACUAUUGAAAAACUCUAGCCAACAAGACAACUCUUCCCGGGAAAGUCCCAGCUUAGAGGAUGAGGAGACUAAAAAAGAGGAAGAAACACCUAAACAAGAGGAACAGAAGGAAAAUGAAAAGAUGAAAGGUGAAGAACAACCAAUAGAUUCAGAAAACCAUUCUACAGCCAAUGUUCUAGAAGAGACUACUGUGAAAACAGAAAAAGAAGAUGAAAAGGAACUUGUGAAACUGCCAGUCAUAGUGAAGCUAGACAAACCUUUGCCAGAAAGUGAGGAAAAAAAGAUUAUCAAAGAAGAAAGUGAUUCCUUCAAGGAGAAUGUGAAACCCAUUAAAGUCGAAGUGAAGGAAUGCAGAACAGAUCCUAAAGAUAUCAAGGGUGGCAUAGAGAAGCUAGUGGCACAGGAACCUGAGAGGCUAGAAUUUGGUGGCAAUGUUAAAUCUUCUCAAGAAAUUACUGAGAAAUCUACUGAAGAAACCGAGAAACUUAAAAAUGACCAGCAGGCCAAGAUACCACUAAAAAAACGAGAAAUUAAACUGAGUGAUGAUUUUGACAGUCCAGUCAAAGGACCUUUGUGUAAAUCAGUUACUCCAACAAAAGAGUUUUUGAAAGAUGAAAUAAAACAAGAGGAAGAGACUUGUAAAAGGAUCUCUACGAUCACUACUUUGGGUCAUGAAGGAAAACAACUAGUAAAUGGAGAAGUUAGUGAUGAAAAAGUAACUCCAAAUUUUAAGACAGAACAAAUAGAGACAAGGUUUUAUGAUACAAAGGAAAAUAGCUAUAUUCCCUCUAAAGACAGAAAUGUCAUCAUGGAGGGAAAUGGAGAAGAGUCCUUAAAUUCUGUCAUAAUGAGUGUGAAAAUAGGUGAGCUUGAGAAAGAAACUGUCCCUUUAGGGAAAGAUGUAGAUAGUUCAAUAUCAAUCUUAGAGACUCAGAAUCAAAAAGGGCAGGUAGAGGAACCUGGUCCUCCAGAAAUGGAAACCUCUCUUGAGUCUUCUGAAAUGGCAAAGGAUCUCUCUUUAAAAACUGCUUUGUCUACCACUGAGUCCUAUACCAUGAAAGUUGAAGACAAGUCUCCCAAAAGUAAGAAAGAUAAGCGCCCACCAAUCCUAGAAUGUCUUGAAAAGUUAGAGAAGUCCAAAAAGACAUUUCUUGAUAAGGACAUACAAAGAUUGAGUCCAAUACCAGAAGAAGUUCCAAAGAGUACUCUAGAAUCAGAAAAACCUGGCUCUCCUGAGGUAGCUGAAACUUCUCCACCAUCUAAUAUGACUGACCACUGUGAGAAAGUAGCCUUAGAAAAAGAAGUGGUAGAACUGGUAGGUUCUGUUGAAGGUCAGCCUCUGCAAAAAGUUAACCCAGAAAUUCUCCAAGAGGAUUGUGAGCCCAUGAAGAUAGAAAUGGAUAAUCUGGACAAUGCCAAGACCUCUGGCAUAGAGGAUCCUUCUGAGACAAAGGGUUCUAUGCAAAAAAGCAAAUUUAAAUAUAAGUUGAUUCCUGAAGAAGAAACCACUGCCUCAGAAAAUACAGAGAUAACUUCUGAAAGGCAGAAAGAGGGCAUCAAAUUAACAAUUAGGAUAUCCAGUCGGAAAAAGAAGCCAGAGUCUCCCCCAAAAAUUCUGGAACCAGAAAGCAAACAAGAAAAGGCAGAAAAGGAAGAAGAGAAAACAAAUGUGGGUCGUACUUUAAGGAGGUCUCCAAGAAUAUCUAGACCCACAGCAAAAGUGGCUGAGAUCAGAGAUCAGAAAGCUGAUAAAAAAAAGGGAGAAGGAGAAGAAGAAGCGGAAGAAGAGUCAAUAGCUUUGCAAAAAACUGACAAAAAAGAAAUUUUGAAAAAAUCGGAGAAGGAUACAAAUUCUAAAGUAAGCAAGGUAAAACCCAAAGGCAAAGUUCGAUGGACUGGUUCUCGAACACGUGGCAGGUGGAAAUAUUCCAGCAAUGAUGAAAGUGAAGGAUCUGACAGUGAAAAAUCAUCUGCAGCUUCAGAAGAGGAAGAAGAAAAGGAAAGUGAAGAAGCCAUCUUAGCAGAUGAUGAUGAACCAUGCAAAAAAUGUGGCCUUCCAAACCAUCCUGAACUAAUUCUUCUGUGUGAUUCUUGUGACAGUGGAUACCACACUGCCUGCCUUCGCCCUCCUCUGAUGAUCAUCCCCGAUGGAGAAUGGUUCUGCCCCCCUUGUCAGCAUAAAUUACUCUGUGAAAAAUUAGAGGAACAGUUGCAGGAUUUGGAUGUUGCCUUAAAGAAGAAAGAACGUGCUGAACGAAGGAAAGAACGCUUGGUGUAUGUUGGUAUCAGUAUUGAAAACAUCAUUCCUCCACAAGAGCCAGAUUUUUCUGAAGAUCAGGAAGAAAAGAAAAAAGAUUCAAAAAAAUCCAAAGCAAACUUGCUUGAAAGGCGGUCAACAAGGACACGGAAAUGUAUAAGUUACAGAUUUGAUGAGUUUGAUGAAGCAAUUGAUGAAGCUAUAGAAGAUGAUAUCAAAGAGGCUGAUGGAGGAGGAGUUGGCCGAGGAAAAGAUAUCUCCACCAUCACAGGUCAUCGUGGGAAAGACAUCUCUACUAUUUUGGAUGAAGAAAGAAAAGAAAAUAAACGACCCCAGAGGGCAGCUGCUGCUCGAAGGAAGAAACGCCGGCGACUAAAUGAUCUGGACAGUGACAGCAACCUGGAUGAAGAAGAGAGUGAGGAUGAAUUCAAGAUCAGUGAUGGAUCUCAAGAUGAGUUUGUUGUAUCUGAUGAAAACCCAGAUGAAAGUGAAGAAGAUCCACCAUCUAAUGAUGACAGCGAUACUGAUUUCUGUAGCCGUAGACUGAGGCGACACCCUUCCCGGCCAAUGAGGCAAAGCAGGCGUUUGCGGAGGAAGACUCCAAAGAAAAAGUACUCUGAUGACGAUGAAGAGGAAGAAUCUGAGGAGAAUAGUAGAGACUCUGAAAGUGACUUCAGCGAUGAUUUUAGUGAUGAUUUUGUAGAAACUCGUCGAAGGCGGUCAAGGAGAAACCAAAAAAGACAGAUUAACUACAAAGAAGAUUCAGAAAGUGAGGGUUCCCAGAAGAGUUUACGACGUGGUAAAGAAAUAAGACGAGUUCACAAGCGCAGACUUUCCAGCUCAGAGAGUGAAGAGAGCUAUAUGUCCAAGAAUUCUGAAGAUGAUGAGCUAGCUAAAGAAUCAAAGCGGUCAGUUCGAAAGCGGGGCCGAAGUACAGAUGAGUAUUCAGAAGCGGAUGAGGAAGAGGAGGAAGAAGAAGGCAAACCGUCCCGCAAACGGCUACACCAGAUUGAGACAGACGAGGAAGAGAGUUGUGACAAUGCUCAUGGAGAUGCAGAUCAGCCUGCCUGUCACAGCCAGCCAAGGGUCCUGCCCUCAGAACAAGAAAGCACCAAGAAGCCCUACCGGAUAGAAAGUGAUGAUGAAGAGGACUUUGAAAAUGUAGGCAAAGUGGGGAGCCCAUUGGACUAUAGCUUAGUGGACUUACCUUCUACCAAUGGACAGAGUCCAGGCAAAGCCAUUGAGAACUUGAUUGGCAAGCCAACUGAGAAGCCUCAGACCCCCAAGGACAACAGCACAGCCAGUGCAAGCCUAGCCCCCAAUGGGACAAGUGGUGGGCAGGAGGCAGGGGCACCAGAAGAGGAGGAAGAUGAGCUUUUGAGAGUGACUGACCUUGUUGAUUAUGUCUGUAACAGUGAACAAUUAUAAGACUUUUUUUCCAUUUUUGUGCUAAUUUAUUCCACGGUAGCUCUCACACCAGCGGGCCAGUUAUUAAAAGCUGUUUAAUUUUUUCCUAGAAAACUCCACUACAGAAUGACUUUUUAGAAGAAAAAUUUCAACAAAUCCUGAAGUCUUUCUGUGAAGUGACCAGUUUUGAACUUUGAAGAUAAAUAAUUGCUGUAAAUUCCUUUUGAUUUUCUUUUUCCAAGUUCAUGGUCCUUGGUAAUUUCAUUCAUGGAAAAAAAAAAUCUUAUUAUAAUAACAACAAAGAUUUGUAUAUUUUUGACUUUAUAUUUCCUGAGCUCUCCUGACUUUGUGAAAAAGGGUGGAUAAGAAUGCAUUCCAAAUCUGUGAGGGCCCAAAACAGAAUUUAGGGGUGGGAGAAAGCACUUGUGCUUUAGCUUUUUCAUAUUAAAUAUAUAUUAUAUUUAAACAUUCAUGGCAUAGAUGAUGAUUAACAGACUGUUUAAAAGUUCAAGUCUGUACUGUUACAGUUUGAGAAUUGUAGAUAACAUCAUACAUAAGUCGUUUAGUAACAGCUUUCGUGAAAUCAACUUGUUUACUACUGGAGAUAACCACACUUAAUAAAGAAGAGAUCGUGAAAGUACCAUCAUAAGAACCUUUAACCUAAGUUUCUGUUACAGCGGGAUUUCUUGUUUAAAAAAAUAAAAUCAUCUGAAAAGCAUUUGUACAGUAAAAUGUAUAAUGAAGCUUUGACAACCAGACUGUGCUAGCAAAUUUUUUAAAUAGCCUUAUGCAGUGGUGAUAAGGUGGCCUCUAAUACACUAUAUCUGAUGGAGAGUUAUUAAUGAAAUGGGUGUGGUCUUUCUUAAGGCCUAGGUGGAAUGUAAACUUUGCCAGUAGUGUAACUCUUGUCUUCUGGCCACUUGAUGUUUAAAUAUAUGGAAUAUCAUUUUGAAAGAAACACAUCUAUAUAUAACAUACAUGAAGAGAUGCUAAGCUGACAGCAGUAUUUUAGCACAUUUAAAAACGGGGAAGGGAUUUUCAGGUGAAUUUUAACUGGUCUAUUCUUACCCUUAGUAUCUACUUCAAAUUGAAGUCUACAAACAAAGCAGUUCCUUUGGGAGGUUUUUAGUUUGAGUUUGUGUGUGUGUGUGUGUGUGUGUGUGUGUGUGUGUGUGUGUGUGUGAGUGAGAAAGAGAGAGAAUUUCCUAUCUGCCUGGAUAUAUUAGCAGGGUUUGAAUGUAGUUUUGGCCUUUGGCCAUUAGGCUUCUAUUAAAAUUCAUUAAUAGUCACACAACCAACAUAGAGUUGAAUGAGAACUGCCGAUAUACUUAAUAGGCAUGACAUCCAUUUCAAACAUCUCAACACUUUGAAAAAAGAUAGGCCCUUUGUUUCCAGAAAAAGGGAUUUGUAACUAAAUAUCUAACGUAAUUGACACUAAAAUAGGAACUUUUAUCUUACUUAGUUUCUGUUAUAGCUGUAAAAUUUCAGGCAGAGCCAUAACAUUGUACAGAGUGUAGCAUUUGUGAUUAAACCUUAUCUGUCAAAUUCUGAAACUUUCAACCAUUACUUCUGUGAAUACUUUUGCCCUGGGAUUUGGGUUUUUCUGUUCCAGUGUUGUGUCUGUUGCCGGCAAUGGGCACACCAUAUCUGCUGCUGGCCCAAGGAACUUCAUUAAUUUUUCUUUCUAGAUUAAGUAUUAUAUGUGCUAGUCAGUAUAUAGUAAAGCACUUCUCUUUUUUGUUAUUAAAAAGCUGGCAUUAGACUUGCAUCUUAAAUACCUCUCUAGGAACGUUAUACUCCUUUUCCUUCCUCAACAGGUGUUGCCCUAGGUCUCAUCCUUUGGCCUUGGAAGCUUAUAGCUGUUGUUUUUCAGUUGGUGUUGGUUCUUUUGUUUCACUUUAGUUCUGUAGUACCUGCCCAUUAAUAUUUUUGCUUUGAUUCUAGCAAUGUAUAUGUAUCUGUAUAAAAAAUAAAAUAACGAAAGCAGCCUAAUAAUAGGAUGCAUCAAUAGCA